AUGUCUUAUUUCUCGAACAUCGCCAACGCCCGCUCGAUGAAUGCUACGUUGUCGAGCGCUGUUGAGAAGGACGUCGAGCUCGGCGACCCGCCCUCUGAUUCUAUCUCGUCGAUCUCGUUCUCGAGCCAGGCGAAUUAUCUGGCGGUGGGGAGCUGGGAUAACAGUGUACGCAUCUACGAAGUCGCCUCGAACGCCCAGAGCCAGGGAAAAGUGAUGUACUCGCACCAAGGACCCGUGCUCGACGUCUGCUGGAGCACCGACGGAACGAAGGUAUUCUCAUCCAGCGCCGACAACACCGCUCGCGCGUUCGAUAUCGGAACGGGGCAGAACGUCCGAGUCGGGCAGCACGACGCUCCCAUCAAGUCCCUUCGGUGGGUUGACGGCCCGCAGGGCGGGGUCUUAGUAACAGGCAGUUGGGAUAAGACUUUGAAGUAUUGGGACCUCCGCACGCCCAGCGCGAUCGCCACAGUCAACCUCCCGGAGCGGUGUUACACCCUCGACGCGCGGUAUCCGUGUCUCGUGGUGGGCUGCGCGGAGCAGCAUAUUAUGAUAUAUGAUCUAAAGAACCCUACGGUGCCGUAUAAGACGAAGAUCUCCCCGCUGAAGAAACAACUCCGGGUCGUGAGCUGCUUCACCAACUCGACGGGGGAUCACGGGUUCGCGCUGGGCGGGGUGGACGGGCGGCUGGCAAUCAGCUACAUCGAGGACAAAGACGCGGUAAAAUGCUAUUCGUUCAAAGCCCACCGUCGCUCGACCACCCCCACUUCGAACGACCAAGCGAUCGUGCACUGCGUGAACUCCAUCGCGUUCCACCCCGUGCACGGCACCUUCGCGACGGGCGGCUCGGACGGGGGCGUCCAUUUCUGGGACGGCGAGGCGCGGGUGCGGGUGAAGACCUUCGAUCCCUACCCGACCCCCGUAUCUAGCACGGCGUUCAACAAGGAUGGGUCGCUGUUUGCUUAUGCGUUGUCGUAUGAUUGGCAUAGAGGACACGCAGGCGCAGCGUUGACGGCGGCGACGAACUCGACGGGGUCGGCGGAACCGAACCGGAUGGUGAACCAGACGAAGAUCAUGCUGCACAAGUGUAAGGAGGAGGAGGUGAGGAAGCGCCAGGGGGCUAUUCGGAAGUGA
This is a messenger RNA of Cyclocybe aegerita, 1131 nucleotides long. Lineage: Eukaryota; Fungi; Basidiomycota; Agaricomycetes; Agaricales; Hemipholiotaceae. The record is from the annotation of a GenBank genome assembly.